CGCGCGUGUGUGAGUGGGUGCGCCCAGUAUGCAAGUGCCGUCCGCUUCGCCCUUGCCGUACAUCCGCAACCUGUACAAGUACGUGUGGUCCCUCCGUGAUCCGAGGAUCAAGGAGUGGAGCAUCCACCGUGAUGCGCGUUUCAUAUUCCCAGUCCUCAUCUGUUACGUGUACGUAGCUAAGAUCGGUGGUCCCCGUUGGAUGAAGAAUCGAGAGCCUUUCAAGCUGCGAGGAGCUAUCCUGGCCUACAACUUCGCGACCGUCGCUGCCAACGCCUACUUCUGCGUCCAGUACCUGCGCCAUUCGUAUCUGCAUGGCGGUUACAGCCUCUUGUGCCAGGGAAUCGACUACGAGUCGAGUUUUGACGAGCACACGGCGGCGAUCGUAAACUUGCACUCGUGGUACUCCUGGGUCCGGAUCGCCGACUUCCUGGACACGUUCUUCUUUCUCGCCCGAAAGAAAAACUCCCAGGUGACCUGCCUUCACGUCAUCCAUCACUUCCUGGUGGUGCUGAACAUGUGGAUAUACACGAACUUUGGCAGCGACGGCCAAACGCUGCUGGGACUUAUCGUCAACUCGCUCGUUCACGUCAUCAUGUACUCGUACUACUUCCUCGCCGCCCUGGGGCCUUCGAUGCAGAAGUACCUGUGGUGGAAGCGCUACCUCACCGAGCUGCAGAUUGUACAGUUCGUUGGCCUCAUGCUGCACAUGGCCAUCACGCUGUUCUACGACUGCGGCUAUCCGAGGGCGCUCGCGAUCUUGUCGAUAUCACAAGGAUUCCUCGGGCUUGGACUUUUUAUCAACUUUUACGUGAAGACGUACCUCGAAGAAGCGAAAAAGAAAGACAAGGCGGUGUGAAGUGCUUACAGGAAACUAA
Molecule: messenger RNA, 875 nt
Organism: Rhipicephalus sanguineus (brown dog tick)
Lineage: Eukaryota; Metazoa; Arthropoda; Arachnida; Ixodida; Ixodidae
Product: elongation of very long chain fatty acids protein AAEL008004
Exons: 1
Coding region: 29-856 (275 amino acids)
Biological process (GO): fatty acid elongation, polyunsaturated fatty acid; fatty acid elongation, monounsaturated fatty acid; fatty acid elongation, saturated fatty acid
Cellular component (GO): endoplasmic reticulum membrane
Molecular function (GO): fatty acid elongase activity
Source: RefSeq, a predicted model, not a curated record